Molecule: messenger RNA, 1501 nt
Organism: Fukomys damarensis (Damara mole-rat)
Lineage: Eukaryota; Metazoa; Chordata; Mammalia; Rodentia; Bathyergidae
Gene: Sms
Product: spermine synthase
Exons: 10
Coding region: 51-1049 (332 amino acids)
Biological process (GO): spermine biosynthetic process
Molecular function (GO): spermine synthase activity
Source: RefSeq, a predicted model, not a curated record
AUGGUGAGACCAUUCUAAAAGGUCUGCAGUCCAUUUUCCAGGAGCAGGGCAUGGCAGAGUCGGUGCAUACCUGGCAAGAUCAUGGCUACCUAGCAACCUACACAAACAAAAAUGGCAGCUUCGCCAAUUUGAGAAUUUAUCCACAUGGAUUGGUAUUGCUGGACCUUCAGAGUUACGACAGUGAUAUCCAGGGCAAAGAAGAAAUUGACAACCUUUUGAACAAAGUAGAAGAGAGAAUGAAAGAAUUGAGUCAGGCCAGUAUUGGGCGGGUGAAGCGUUUGCCAACCAUAGUCCGAGGAGGGGCCAUCGACAGAUACUGGCCCACUGCUGACGGGCGCCUGGUUGAGUAUGACAUAGAUGAAGUAGUAUAUGAUGAAGAUUCACCUUACCAGAACAUUAAAAUUCUACAUUCAAAGCAGUUUGGAAAUAUUCUCAUCCUUAGUGGGGAUGUUAAUUUGGCAGAGAGUGAUUUGGCAUAUACCCGGGCCAUCAUGGGUAGUGGCAAAGAAGAUUACACGGGCAAAGACGUACUGAUUCUGGGAGGCGGAGAUGGAGGCAUAUUAUGUGAAAUAGUCAAACUGAAACCAAAGAUGGUCACUAUGGUAGAGAUUGACCAAAUGGUGGUCGACGCAUGUAAGAAAUAUAUGCGCAAAACAUGUAGUGACGUCUUAGACAAUCUUAAAGGAGACUGUUAUCAGGUUCUAAUAGAAGACUGUAUUCCAGUACUGAAGAGGUACGCCAAAGAAGGGAGAGAGUUUGAUUAUGUGAUUAAUGAUUUGACAGCUGUUCCAAUCUCCACAUCUCCAGAAGAAGAUUCCACAUGGGAGUUUCUCAGACUGAUUCUUGACCUCUCAAUGAAAGUAUUGAAACAGGAUGGGAAGUAUUUUACACAGGGGAACUGUGUCAAUUUGACAGAAGCCCUGUCGCUCUAUGAAGAACAGCUUGGACGCCUUUAUUGUCCUGUGGAAUUCUCGAAGGAGAUCGUCUGCGUCCCUUCGUACUUGGAAUUGUGGGUAUUUUACACUGUUUGGAAGAAAGCUAAACCCUAAAGAUGAAUAUCCCAAUGACGUGUACUGCAGAUAGCCUUCUUGGCCUCCGUAUGCUGUACAUGCCAUCAAAAUGAGUCAGGCAAUUAAUUGUGACUUCCUUAAAGUUUUCUCUUUUUAAUUAUUAUUUUUAAUUUAAAAAAGCAAAUGGAAAAUGUAUAUUUUGAUGAACUAGGGUGUUAUUUUUUUGAAAGUCAGCUGAAGGACAAAUAGCACAGCAAGGACUGCUAAAUGCACUGACCCCCUAGAAUGUGAUUUUUGUUACUUUUUAUUUCUGUGUGGGUUUUUUUUGUUUUGUUUUGUUUUGUUUUGAUUUUGGUAGAACUUAAAUUUGGAUCUUUGGAGGAGUGAGCAUCAUUAUUUUGUUUCAGAGGGAAGUUCUUGAUGGUUUUAAAAAAAUUGACUUAGAUUUAAAAAUUUGGUGCUUUUAAAAAAGUUAAAAAUGAAUAGCAAUG